Caretta caretta (loggerhead turtle) is the source of this 2845-nucleotide messenger RNA. RefSeq names its product calcium homeostasis modulator family member 2 (gene CALHM2). Lineage: Eukaryota; Metazoa; Chordata; Testudines; Cheloniidae. Gene Ontology annotation, molecular function: monoatomic cation channel activity. Gene Ontology annotation, cellular component: plasma membrane. The record is from RefSeq and is a predicted model, not a curated record.
UUUUUCCACUAACUUGUUUUCAUGCCUUUUUUUUUCUUUUAAAGGCACAAUGUUUUCUUUGAAACAGACAGAAAGUAACUGCCCGUUCGCUGCCUGCACAAGCCCCACCCUGAUGCAAGGCUGAGACUUUUCCCUCCCACCACACAACAUCUAACAACAGAGGACCCCUUGGCAUACAGAAAGGAAGCUGUUGAAAAUAAACGCUAUUUUGAACUGUUUUAACUUCUUGUGCUGGCACUUUCUGAGCUGGAUCCCACUCUCCUCCUCUCCCUGCAGAGGGGGAGCCAGCUACACUGGGAGCGUAGCCGAGAAGGCUCUGAAAACGGAUUUAACAACCCUUAAAUUUACAGGAUCUUCUAGUAUGGAAUGAUAAAGCUCAUGCCAGUCUGCUGCCUCUCGAAUAUUGGCUCUAUGAUUCACAUUUCUCAGUGCUGUUAUUGUCGUUGUAGCCAGCGUGAGGAGAGAGGACCCAGGCUGCUGUAGGCAUCUCCGAUUGGGUGCUCAAUCCAAGAUGGCUGCCCUCAUCACUGAAAACUUCCGCUUCCUUUCUCUGUUCUUCAAAAGCAAAGAUGUGAUGAUCUUCAAUGGCCUGGUGGCCCUGGGCACGGUGGGCAGUCAGGAACUCUUCUCUGUGGUCGCCUUCCACUGCCCCUGCUCUCCGGCCAGGAACUACAUCUAUGGACUGGCUGCCAUUGGAGUCCCAGCCCUGGCCCUGUUCCUCAUCGGCGUCAUCUGGAACAACCACACCUGGAAUUUGGUGGCCGAGUGCCACAAGAGAGGGGCCAAGAACUUCUCAGCUGCAGCCACCUUCCUGCUCUUCGGCUCCAUCAUAGGGCGGGCUGCCGUGGCCCCUGUCACCUGGUCAGUCAUCUCAUUGCUCCGCGGAGAAGCCUACAUCUGUGCCCUCAGUGAAUUUGUGGAUCCUGCCUCCCUAGAUGAAUUUCCAUCAAGAUAUGGACCGGAGACCCUGGCCAAGUUCCCUUGUAAGGACAUUCCAGGGAACUUGACAAGUUUUAAGGAAGAAGUUAUAAGAAGACUAAGAUAUGAGUCCCAGCUCUUUGGAUGGCUGCUCAUUGGGGUCAUCGCAGUCUUGGUUUUCCUCACCAAGUGCCUGAAGCACUGCUGCUCACCGCUGAGCUACCGGCAAGAGGGCUACUGGGCCCAGUACCGCUCUAGCGAGGCCAAGCUCUUCCAGCGCACCGCUGAAGUCCACUCCAAGAUCCUGGCCGCCAACAAUGUCAAGCAGUUCUUCGGCUUUGUGGCUCUGAAUAAGGAGGAGAAAGAGCUAGUGGAGGAGUUCCCAGUGAAGGGUGUCCAGCCAAGCCCGCAGUGGAACGCCAUCACUGGGGUCUAUAUCUACCGGGAAAAUAAGGGCUUCCCACUCUACAGCCGGCUCCAUAAGUGGGCCAAAGGGGUGGAAGGGAACGGGCCAGGGCCUGAUGGUCAGGAAAUGGUCUUCCUAGCCACAUAAGAGAACCAGCAGCCCAGGGGGAUGACGGGACCAGUUCCCCACACCAUCUCUGUAUCACAGUACGUUCAAAGAGGUAAAAACGGCAUAGGUGCACAGCUAGUCGAUUUGCUGCUAAUUCUCCUCCAAACAGCUGUUCCUCCUGGGCACAGCACGGGAGGAAGGAUGAACAGCUUCAGGAUAAAGACCAACUGCAUCGUGCCAGGAACCCGUCUCUAUGACACAGCCAUGCACUGCUGCUCCCACACAGAGGACAUGGCACCUAAAGCAGGUACGUGCACCCUGUCUCCAGACUAUCAGUGCUCCAGCCCUACUGUUCUGAUGCACAGACAGAGCCCCCAGGUCCUGCGUACACAAAGACACGUUACAGAUGGGAAACCAGAUACAAUACACUGCCAGCGUUCCCCCAUCUCAGCCACGAAUGCUGCAGCCUCUUUGCUCUCCUUCAUUUCAGGGUCAGGACAAGACCACCAAGCACAACUUCCUAUUUUAUUAUUAAGAGUUUAUCUUGCAGUUCUAUAGCAUAAAGAAAUUCCCAGGGCACCUGCUGGGCAGCUGCAUCUGGGGUGGAACACAACAACAGUCCAUCAGUGCACCAAAAAACUCCAGAGUCUACGGGUUUGUCUACAUGAAGGAAGGGAGGGGGUAGUAUGCACUAACUUGGAUUGGUGCACAUUGAAAUGACCUGCGUUCACACACAGCACAGUAGCUCCAUACUUAAAGGGUACAAAGUUCACCAGGCACUGAGUUAAUACAAACCUAUGUUCAUGUAUGCACAUUGCUCAUUCACACUAUUUUGGCAGUCCUCUAAGUGCCAUCCCACACUGGUUUGCAUGUCCCCAGGACUGACCUGUCGGUUUACCUGUGUAUCGUCCCCCUCCGCUUCUCUGGGGUCAAGGUGCACUGAUGCCAGCAAGUAGGACACUGAUAUUGCACAGGGAAAUUUAAUGAAGUGGAAUGUAAUUACCCAAUGGGAAACUGGCCAGGACACCAAACACCCUCUUUCAUGAGCACAAAAGAUCAUCAGCUUGGUUUUAUGUAUCUUGAAGAUAGCACCGUCAGCAGACCUGCAUCCUGCUGAGCUGGCUUUGGACAGGUUGAGUCAUUAACACCACUUCCUGCAGCAUCUUGGGCUUCUCAUCCAAGCACUGACCAGCUUCGCCCCUGCUUAGGGUCUGAGAUAUGGCAAGCUCAUAAUCAGACUUAGUUACAGUGCACACUCUUGACACUUAAUUGUAUCAGUUAAGCAUCUUCCUCCUACUGGAAGGAGACCAGAGACCAGCCGGCCAAAAGACUGCAUUAUGAGCACAUCUUGUGCCUGUAGAGACUGAAGUUUGCACUGAUGGGAAUCGGUGGGAUUCAGCCAUGGGAAGCAGU